Struthio camelus australis is the source of this 831-nucleotide messenger RNA. Lineage: Eukaryota; Metazoa; Chordata; Aves; Struthioniformes; Struthionidae. The record is from RefSeq and is a predicted model, not a curated record.
GAGUUUAGAAGAAAGCAGGAAAAUGAAUUCCAGGUGAAUGCGUGAGCUCACCAGCUUCUGUACAGAUCAGAUUUAUCAAGAGCAUUACCAGAAACAGUGGGGCAGAUGAACAGUCUUGGGUUGUUGUGUUUCUUCUGUGUCAAGCUUCUAUUCCAGAUCUCCUGUGCAGAGAACCCUGAUGUAUCCAGAUGGAUCCAAGAUGACCAUAUUAUCCUGAUAGUUCUUGUUGUUAUGGUCUCCAUUCUCAGCCUCCUUGCCAUUGUGUUCCUCUUUUGCUACUGUGCAGGACGCCACUCAAAAGAUCCUGAAAGAGGGAGACUCAUCAAUAAGAAUGAAGAAAAUGUGGCUGUAGUAUCAGAAAAUGAUGAUAAGGAGAAAGAAGACAUGAGGAAAAGAAUUGACUUCCUGGAAAAAUGUUGUUGUAGAGGCUUCACUUCUGGGAAACACUAUUGGGAAGUGAAUGUGGGGAAGAAAAAUAACUGGGAAUUGGGACUAGCUUCUGAAGCAGUGGGUAGAAAAGGGACAUUGACUCUCUGCCCUAAGAAUGGCUUUUGGGUCAUAGCACUAGCUGAUGGGAGAGACUAUUGGGCCCGCACUGAGCCUUGGACACGACUGACUGUGAGGAAGAAACCGCAAAAGAUUGGGAUAUUCCUGGACAUCUUGAACAGGCAGCUAUCAUUCUACGAUGUCCACAGCCAAAUUCCUAUGUACACUUUCACCAUCACUGAGGGUGAUGGUAGGAAAGGGAAGCUCUAUCCCUUCUUCUCCACGGGUAUCACUACUGCAAGGCCAGAUCCUGAGCCACUGAGAUUAUGCCCUAAAGAAGAGUAG